CUGCUGGCAGAGUUAAGGGCUUGAGGAGGGAGAGCCGCUUCCCAUCGCUCUCACAGACCAGGCGCCAAGUGUAGCAGUCCAGUCCGCAGUCUGCCUCAGCACCUCUAAACGCCCGCAAUGCCCUUGGAUACCACUGACUAGAGCCCUAUCUCUCACCAAAGGCACCCUGGAUCUUUACUUCUUCUGGACUGUUGUGCGCACUGUCCCGUGUCCUCUGCGCUGCAUGAAGCGAAUGGAGAAGGUCCAAGGAUAACAGAGGAGGGUGCAGUGUUUUUGCUACUGCAGAAGAAGACCUUCUGCCCAGGGGGGCUGCAGCCUGCCUGUCUGUCUGUCAGAGGCUGUGGUGUCGCAUCCACUGUUUCCAUUAUCUUCACAUCGCCUUGCAUGGAUGCAUCAUGGCUACGUUUGUAUGCAGGGCACAGUUCUUAGAUGAUACUGAUCCAUUUAACAGCACCAAUUUCCCAGAGCCCACCCGGCCACCUCUGUACACUUUCAGGGAAGAUAUUCCUCUGAUCAAUCAGAUUGCUGGAGUCCACAGGCUGCUAAAAGCCCCACAGAAGCCUGAUGACUGCGCCCUUCAGCUGUCCCAUAAUGGAAGCUACCUGGACUUGGAGUCUACCCUUGCAGAGCAGAGAGAUGAACUGGAGGGAUUUCAGGAGGAAGGAGGAAGAGGCAAGAAACACAGCAUUAUUCUCCGAACACAGCUGUCCGUCAGAGUGCACGCCUGCAUCGAAAAACUCUACAACUCAACUGGACGGGAGCUACGGAGAGCCCUCUUCUCCCUCAAGCAGAUUUUUCAGGAUGACAAGGACCUGGUGCACGAGUUUGUGGUGGAGGAAGGACUGACGUGUUUGAUAAAAGUGGGCGCCGAGGCCGACCAGAACUACCAGAACUACAUCCUCAGGGCUCUCGGUCAGAUAAUGCUGUAUGUGGACGGGAUGAACGGCCUCAUAUCUCACAAUGAAACGGUCCAGUGGCUUUACACACUAGUCGGAUCCAAGUUCCGUCUGGUGGUGAAGACGGCCCUAAAGCUGCUGCUGGUGUUUGUGGAGUACACCGAGUCUAACGCCCCCCUGCUCAUAAAGGCUGUGAAUGUUGUGGAUGCCAAAAUAGGCACAAAACUGUGGUCAAACAUCAUGGAGAUCCUGGAUGAGAAGGAUGGAGUGGAUACAGAGCUGCUGGUGUAUGCGAUGACACUCAUUAAUAAGACUCUGGCAGGCCUCCCAGACCAGGACUCCUACUACGACAUGGUGGACUGUCUGGAGGAGAAGGGCAUCGAAGCCGUGGCCCAGAGACAUCUGAGCCGGAAAGGCACUGACCUCGACCUCGUGGAACAGUUCAACAUCUACGAGGUGAGUCUCCGCCACGAGGACGGAGACGAUGAAACCCAGUUGCCUCCCAGCGUCCGAAAGGACCGGCGGCGGGCCAGCGUUGGUGGCACCAACGAGAGGCGAGGCCUGGAAAGAAGACGCAGCCGGAGACAUUCGCUCCAGAAUAGCAGAGGCCACGCUUCUGCCCCAGCAUCACCCAGCAGCCCUCAUACUCACGCAAGCAGCUUCCUGCCCUUCGGUGGCCAACGUGUUGAAGACAUCAGUGAAAGAGAAGAGGAAGAGGAAGAAGAGGAGGAGGAAGGAGAGGAGGAGGAGGAGGAGGGAGAGGAGGAGGAGGAUGAGGAGGAGGACGAGGACGAGGCAGAUGAUGAAAGUCAUCCGGUCACUGAGUCCUCUAGACAGGGCGCCUACAGUGUGGCUCCGGCUGUAGCAGACACUCCUAACAUGUGUUUGAACUUAAAGUGUAUGGCCAACAUCCUCCCUAAAGCCAGUGACCAGCCAGGGCAGAGAGAAUAUCUCAGCGUCAAGACCAGGCCAUCUUCUCCUGUGUCCGUCGCACCUAGAAAGAGGACCUUUAGUCCUUGUCUGACAGAUAAAAACAACUCUCCUACACCUUACACUGCUAGAAAGCCCAGCUGGGCUGACAGAAUCAAUGCCAAUGGCAGUCCAUACCCGGGCAGACGCCAGGCUGCUACACCAACCAUCCAUCGCUUCACUAGUUCAGCAACCUGCACGCCAGACUCCAAACCGGUUGACAGACCUGCUCUAGGGGGCUUGCUAACUUCAUCGUACAGACAGCAUCAGGAGUCUCUGGCUGCGGAGAGAGAGAGGAGACGCCUGGAAAGAGAAGAGCGCCUGCAGAGAAUCGAAAGAGAAGAGAGGAACCGUUUCAAUCGAGAUUAUGUUGACAAGAGGGAAGAAGCAAGACAAGCCAGAGAGGAAAGGUACAAGGCUGUGGAGAGGCUAGCCGCAGAGGAGUUUGAACGGGAGCGCCCCAGGGUGCCAGCAAGAGGACGGACAGAGAUCACUCUGUGUUUGAGUCCCAACCCUGCCAGCCGCUCGGCGUCCCGCUGUGCCACGCCUUCGCCCAUCAUCUCACAGGAAGACACAGUCGCCACUGCACAACAGACGUCAGGAACAGAACAUAUCUCAGAGCCAAACCUUGACCCACAGACCAGAACCAAAAGCCCAGCGCCAGAGUUAACAGUAUCAGAACCUUCCCCCACACCUCCCUCAGAGCCAGACAAGCAGCAGACUGAGACAGAGUCGCCUGCAGAGACGGAGGAUGUUGCCGAGAGUCAGUCUGACCAGAAUGUAGUGGCAGAGCCGGCGUCGGAUGAACAGUCGGGAAUGGAGAAGGAAGAGAGGCAAGCGCAGGAGAAGCUCGAGGAGCAGACACAGUGCAGGGAUGAAGUAGAAGUAGAAGAGCAAGUAGAGGAAGCGGAGGCAGCAGAUGUAGUCGAGGUGGGAGAGCCAGAUGUGGAGGUGGAGGUGAAUGUCGAGUUAGAGGAGGAGUUUGAGAAGGAGCAGCCGACGGAAAGGGAUGUAGAAGACGGCGUACUGCUGAGCGAGAAGGAGAGACAGAACGAGGAAGUGAAUGAAAAAGACAACUGCUCUGCAUCCAGCAUCUCCUCCACAAGUAGCACUCUGGAGAGGGAGGAGCGGGAGGAGAAACUCACCAAUGACAUUGAAGCAGGCCAGUGGACACAGUGCAUUAAAGACGCAGAUGUGAAUGACCAGUGCAACAAAAUACUCAACAGCAAGCGCUUCAUGCUGGACAUGCUCUACGCUCAGACGACAUCCAGCACGGAUGAAGGGAAUGUAGCAGAAACGGAGAAGGAGAACUGUAAAUGUGAGAAGGAAGCAGAGGUUAGUGACUCCUCUGUGGCCAGCUUGGCCAGCAGGAUCUCCACACUGGAGGCUCAUAGACAGGCCAGAGAAGAAAAUGUGAAAAAAAUGGAGGUGGGACAUCUAGACAACCAGGGCAGUGUCCGAGCAGUGGCGGAGAGGUUUGGAGAUUUGGUCAAAGGCCUAUCGUCUCCUCCUGAGGUCGAGGCCUCAAAAGAGCAGCAGCAGACUGACAAAUCGUCAACUGCCGCCUCAUCAACGUCACCCCCAAAGAAAGAGUCGGACUAUAUCUGGGAUCAGCUGAUGGCCGCACCCAGGGAGCUGCGGAUCAAAGAAAUGGACUUCACGGAUCUGAGGGACGAGGAUGACAUGGACAUUUUAGAUAUGGACACUGUGAUGGGGUCAGGUCACCUGAUACCACCACCUCCCCCUCCGCCGUGCAACGCUGCCCUGCCACCACCCCCGCCCCUGUUUGGGUGCCCUCCUCCUCCUCCCAUGCUUGGCAAAAUGAUGCCCCCACCCCCACCGUUCAUGGCCCCUAUCCCUCCACCCUCCCCUCAGCUGAGUCGAGGGGAAAUGCCUCUCUUCCAGAAGAAGAAGAAGACCAUCCGUCUCUUCUGGAACGAAGUGCGUCCCGUGGACUGGCAGUGUAAGAGUCAUAAAUUCUGUAAGGAGUCCCUCUGGUCCAAACUGGAGCCAGUUAAAUUGGACACAUCCAAGCUGGAGCAGCUGUUUGAGUCCAAAUCCAAGGAGCUGCCUGUCACAAAGAAAGCAGCUGUUGAUGGCAAACGACAAGAAAUCAUAGUCCUAGAUUCAAAACGCAGCAACGCUAUAAACAUCGGCUUGACUGUCUUACCUCCUCCUCGCACCAUUAAGACCGCCAUCCUCAACUUUGAUGAGUACGCACUGAACAAGGAAGGCAUUGAGAAAAUCCUGACGAUGAUCCCCACAGAGGAGGAGAAGCAGAGGAUCCAGGAGGCUCAGCUGGUCAACCCUGAUAUCCCCCUGGGCAGCGCUGAACAGUUCCUUCUCACCCUCUCCUCCAUCACAGAGCUGUCGGCUCGCCUGCAGCUGUGGGCAUUCAAGAUGGACUAUGAGCUUAUUGAGAAGGAAGUGGCAGAGCCUCUGCAGGACCUGAAGGAAGGGAUGGACCAGUUAGAGAAAAACAAGACCCUCCGCUACAUCUUGACCACGUUGCUGGCAAUUGGCAACUUCCUCAACGGCACUAAUGCUAAAGGCUUUGAGUUGAAUUACUUGGAGAAAGUCCCGGAGGUGAAGGACACGGUUCAUAAGCAGUCCCUGCUGCACCACGCCUGCUCCAUCGUGGUGGAGAAGUUUCCAGACAGCACUGAUCUCUACUCGGAGAUAGGAGCCAUCACCCGCUUGACCAAGGUGGACUUUGACCAGCUUCAAGACAAUCUGGCCCAGAUGGAGCGAAGGUGCAAAGCAUCAUGGGAUCACCUCAAGGUCAUCGCGAAACAUGAGAUGAAACCACCGUUGAAACAAAAAAUGUCCGACUUCCUCAAAGAUUGCGCAGAGAGAAUCAUUAUUCUGAAGAUUGUACAUCGAAGAAUACUCAACAGGUUUCAUGCCUUUCUGCUGUUCCUGGGCCAUCCGAUAUAUGCGGUACGUGAGGUCAGCAUUCAUCGCUUUAGCAAGAUCCUGAGUGAAUUUGCCCUGGAGUAUCGCACAACAAGAGAGCGCGUGCUACAGCAGAAACAGAAGAGGGCCAACCACCGAGAGAGGAACAAGACCAGGGGAAAAAUGAUAACAGAUAGUGAUGAUGACGAUGAUAGUGAGAGUGGUAAAUUUGGCGGUGCCCCAUCAGAUUCACAGGAGAGCCCGCCUCAGGGUAUCCAGUAUGCUGAAGAUGCUGCUGAACAUGAGAACAUGAAGGCCGUACUAAAGAGUAGCCUGCAGGGCGGAGAGAGCCCGACGUCCACGGUGCCAGGCCUCCGCUCACGCACCAGAGCCAGCAGCACCAGAGGGCGUGUUCCCCCAUGGUGCUCUGCCAGUGACGACCCAGUGAACUGCACAGAUGAUACAGCUGAUGAGAUCAUGGAGAGGAUUGUCAGGUCAGCCACUCAGGGGCCCAGCCAGCGGACGCAACCUCGGGAGAGGAGACGAUCCCGAGCCAACCGAAAAUCACUGAGGAGGACACUGAAGAGCGGUUUGACGACAGAGGAGGCGAACGCUCUCGGCUUGUCCAGUGGUUCAGAGAUGCAGGUGUGAAGUGGACAUAAGGGCGUCUGGUAGCCCUUUCACUGCCCCUCCAAUGCCUACGCCCCAACCUGGCAACCCACUCCACUCUGGCUUGGCACUAAAAUCCCCCCCUCACCCCUCCAGCUUCGAUGAGUUGACCUCAUCUUUAUGCAUUUGGUUGACACAGGCUUGACAUAAGUGCUUCCUGAAGAGAGUGGAGAAAAAAAGUUGUAUCCAUGAACUGACGGUCGGAGAGAGCACAAACAGAGCGCUGCAUUCAAACCACUGAGCUUUGCUAUUUGCUGGAUAAACAUCGACGACGUGCACUCACUCACUCACUCACAAUCAUCCCCUCGAACGUGACAUUGCAUUCAAACAUCGGCGAAAAAAUGUGUUGUUUUUUUUAAGGCGGAGGGCAUCAAAAGAGUUGGCAGUGCGUGUGCUUCGAUCUCAGCGGCCUUGACUGAAUCCAAACGGCAAGAAGUGUGGGACGGACACUAAGCUCUCCGCUGCUUAGGUUUAGUGUCCUGCAGCUUUAGAAAGAUAUUUCAUCUGUUGAAUAGAUGGCUUUGUGCAGAGGGGUUAUUCUGUUAUAUAUACUACUGUGGUAGUUUUGUGUUUCUUUUCAUUUUGCUCAAGAAGGUGCUCAAAUAAGGAACAAUUGCACUGGAUGUAAAAGUUGGGUAUCAAUGGAAUGUGAAAUCCUUGACACUGAUGAACCACUGACAUCUGAAAAACAUACUCACCAGUUUAACCAGCAAAUCAACAGUAGCACAGUUUUUAAUGUCUAAUCAAAGUUGACACAUUCAAGGUAUAGAUGAGCAUCUCAAGCUUUGCGAAUGCCUGUUAUAUGACUGGAUAAGAAGGAAUAUAUCAGAGAAUCAUCUUUUGAAAGAUCACAGUCAACAUACCACUACUUUCAGACUAAUGCUCAUCAACAUGUUUAGCUUAUACAAAUGUAGACAAGUUGCACCAUGUGACCUAUUCUCACUGACGGACUGGACAGUAGGAGACAGUUUAAGGAAGGCCGGCGCAGUGUUACAGGUGAGUAAUCUUUAGGGUAGUUUUAUCUCCUAGAAACUAUGAGCUGCACAUCUCAGAGUGCCUUUCAGAGACAGUUAUUUAUUAAGACGUUUUCAGGGACAUAUAAUCAAGAAAAUGUUACUACAGAUGUGCAGUCUGUGAGGGGGGCGAGAGGAUAAUACUGCAAUGUACAUCAUUCACGAGCUGUGAUUUAUUUUUAACCAGUGUUUUUAAACUCGUCCUGGCAAGAAUUGUUUUUUUUUUUUUCCAUGUUAUGUCUUGGAUCAAAUAAUAUGUUAUGAAGAUAGCUUUAAAGUAUUUAUGACAAUUUAGGAUUUGGUCAUGCACAUUAGCUGUAUCCGGUUGCCUUACUGUAGAAUACGGGACAUACAUUGUUCCACUCUAGUCGAGAUCUAGGUGAAAUAUAUAUAAGAGUUAAAAAAUAGACCAUGCCAAAUUAAUGUGUAGCUCAACUGGCAUCACUGGAGAUCUCAGUUUGUCAUUCACAGGACGUGGAGCUUCAUUCCCUAACUAUGAAUGUGAACAUCAGGGUUACAUGAUAAGUAGUAAUAUGGACGAACAUAAAGUCUCCAUUAUUUAUCUGUUUUAAAACAUGUAAAUCUGUAUUGAAGUGAAUAAGAAGCCCACAACUUAACUUUUUUGAUUAUAUAGGUCUGUUUUUGAACUAUUGAUGAACUCAUUGUGCUAUUAAUUUGGAAAGGCUAAAUUUCUCAUCAUUUCAGUUUAUAUCAUGGCAAAGUAAAUCUAUCCACUAGCAACUUUUCACUGUGAUGGAAACAUAGCCAUUGAGAGAAACAAGUAUCUAGUGCAACAUCAUGAUAAAGCUACAUAUAACACACCAGCAGAACAUGUUUUUUUUGUUUUAGAAUUAACUGAAAACUAUUCAGCACCUUAGACUCAAUGUGUAGCAUGCAACUUAGUAGAAGUGAAGUUAUGGGAGAAGAGCUCAUUGUGUUUCCCAGAUUGUACUGAUUAUUGUCAAAAACAAGACAGGAUAGAUGUGUAAAGUAAUGUAGGCGGGAAAUGCUGUAAAAUGAUGUAUAUGUCAUGACAAUGUCUUUAUGUUGUUCUUCUAUUGUUGUUGUUUUUUUUUGCUCCAUGUGUAGAAUAGUGUAUCAUAGACUAAAAGCAGUAUUAUUCUAAAUAUAAUUUAAGCAAACCAAGCCAUGCAUGGUUUAAAAAAAAAGUGUCACUUCUGCUUGAUACAAAAGGAGGUUCACUUUGGUUCUCAGAGCUGUAGGGGUUUGUGCUAUUGAACCUUCACAGACUGCAAAGUGAGCAAACGUGGUGAAACACGCAGUGAUGAAAUUCACCAGCUAGUCCUGUGGAAUCCCUUUAGAAGCCUUCGAUUUCAUUGCACUCAACAUUUUGUUUCUUUUAAUUUAACGUUAGCCCACCACACACACACAUUGCUGCCUGUGCCAUAACAUCACUGUGGAACUUGGACACAAGUGCAACAACUAAGGCUUCUAUUGCGUCUAUGCCCACAGCAAAAACUAUGUAACAAAUACAAUAAAAAGGCUCAUUAAAACAUA
This is a messenger RNA of Sebastes umbrosus (honeycomb rockfish), 7960 nucleotides long. RefSeq names its product formin homology 2 domain containing 3b (gene fhod3b). Gene Ontology annotation, molecular function: actin filament binding. The transcript is spliced from 29 exons. Gene Ontology annotation, cellular component: cytoskeleton; cytoplasm. Lineage: Eukaryota; Metazoa; Chordata; Actinopteri; Perciformes; Sebastidae. The record is from RefSeq and is a predicted model, not a curated record. Gene Ontology annotation, biological process: cortical actin cytoskeleton organization; cardiac myofibril assembly; actin filament network formation. Bases 396 to 5411 code for a protein of 1671 amino acids.